AUGGGUCAAGAUCAUCCAGACUCGCAUCUAUUCCCGCAUGCCACCGGAGCAGCAGCGAAGAUGGUGCAAGAGCAUCAGCAAGAAGCUCCCUUGAAGCUUUACGCCGGCUGGUUCUGCCCCUUCGUGCAACGUGUGCUUCUGGUGCUUCUCGAGAAGAAAAUCCCCUUCCAAUACAUCGAAGUCAACCCCUACCACAAGCCCGCCUCGCUACUGUCCCUCAACCCCCGCGGUCUCGUCCCCACCCUCGAGUACGCCGGCAAGCCGCUCUACGAAAGCACCGUCGUGUGCGAGUUCCUCGAGGACGCGUAUCCGGCUCCCAUGCGCCUGCUCCCCAGCGAUCCGUACGAGAGGGCGCGCGCCCGCAUCUGGAUCGAUUUCGUGACGUCUCGCAUCAUUCCCGCCUUCCACCGCUUCCUGCAAUACCAGCCGAAAUCCGAGGACGAUGAGGGUUUAUCUAGGGUCCGCGAGGAGUUCUUGGAUAAGCUGAGGCAGUUUACGGAGGCGAUGGAUCCCAAGGGCCCUUUCUUCCUAGGGGAGGAAGUGAGCUUGGUGGAUUUGGGCAUCGCUCCUUGGGCUCUGAGGUUAUGGGUGUUUGAUCAUUUCAAGGGCGGGGUUAGAAUUCCCCAGGGAAAGAUCUGGGAGAGAUGGGAGCGCUGGUUGAGUGCUAUUGAGAGCAGGGAGAGUGUGGUGAAUACUACUUCAGAGAAGGAGCAUUACGUGCCGAUUUAUAAGAGGUAUGCUGAUGAUACGGCAAUGAGUGAGCUGGCCAAGGCAACAAGAGAGGGGAAAGGCGUUCCGUAAAUAUAGUUGCAAGUCCCGUA
Molecule: messenger RNA, 821 nt
Organism: Amorphotheca resinae ATCC 22711
Lineage: Eukaryota; Fungi; Ascomycota; Leotiomycetes; Helotiales; Amorphothecaceae
Exons: 2
Coding region: 1-801 (266 amino acids)
Cellular component (GO): cytoplasm
Molecular function (GO): glutathione transferase activity
Source: RefSeq, a predicted model, not a curated record